Striga hermonthica is the source of this 876-nucleotide messenger RNA. NCBI's taxonomy places the organism in Eukaryota, Viridiplantae, Streptophyta, Magnoliopsida, Lamiales, Orobanchaceae. The record is from the annotation of a GenBank genome assembly.
AUGUCUACAAUGCUAAGAACCAGGCUCCGUUCUCUUUCCUUGGCUCGUCAGUGGCAAAAUGUUCGUCUUUUCUCCACUAAACACGACGGAUCAGGUCAUCCCAAUCAAAUCCCAGAACCCAUUUCAAACCGACCCUUGAGAGGGGAAACACAUCCUUCUCGAACCCCAAGGUACAACAACCGUGAUGCACGAAUCAGGAAUGAGACUGAUGCUGAUUUCUUGGAAAGGUUCAAGCUCGGGUUUGAUCGCAAAUCCGAAAACCCUAAAACCGAGAACGCCGAGAAUACAGAACAGCCACUGCCGCCACCGGAGGAUGCAGACGAGAUUUUCAAGAAAAUGAAGGAGACUGGUCUGAUACCCAAUGCUGUAUCCAUGCUCGAUGGCUUGUGUAAAGACGGGCUCGUGCAAGAGGCUAUGAAGUUGUUUGGGUCCAUGCGUGAGAAGGGCACAAUUCCCGAGGUGGUUGUAUACACGGCUGUGGUGGAGGGGUUCUGCAAAGCACAGAAGUUUGAGGAUGCAGUCAGAAUAUUCCGGAAGAUGCAGGGUAAUGGGGUGGACCCCAACGCGUUUAGUUAUCAAGUCUUGAUCCGGGGACUGUGUGGAGGGAAGAAGUUGGAGGACGCGCGAUCGUUUGUUAUUGAGAUGUUGGAGGCCGGGCAUGCUCCGAAUAUAGCCACUUUUACGGGCUUGGUGGACGUUUACUGUAGGGAGAAGGGUUUGGAAGAUGCUCGGGACGUGAUUGGGGCAAUCAGGCUCAAAGGGUUCGUGGUCGAGGAAAAAGCGGUAAGGGAUUAUUUGGAUAAGAAAGGGCCUUUCGCACCUUUGGUCUGGGAGGCUAUACUAGGCAGGAAGGCUUCAAAGAGAACUCUCUUCUGA